Panicum hallii is the source of this 1821-nucleotide messenger RNA. RefSeq names its product probable indole-3-acetic acid-amido synthetase GH3.8. Bases 34 to 1821 code for a protein of 595 amino acids. The transcript is spliced from 2 exons. NCBI's taxonomy places the organism in Eukaryota, Viridiplantae, Streptophyta, Magnoliopsida, Poales, Poaceae. Gene Ontology annotation, cellular component: cytoplasm. Gene Ontology annotation, molecular function: acid-amino acid ligase activity. The record is from RefSeq and is a predicted model, not a curated record.
ACCAAUGGCGCGGCAACCCGGAGCCGAGCCUCGAUGGUGACAGAGAAAGAGGACAUGAAGAAGCUUGAGUUCAUUGAGGAGAUGACCACAAACGUGGACGCGGUUCAGGAGCACGUGCUGGUGGAGAUCCUCGACCGCAACGGCGGUAGCGAGUACCUUGAGAAAUGCGGCCUCGCCGCCGCCACCGACCGCACCACCUUCCGCGCUAAGGUGCCCAUGGUGACAUACGAGGACCUGAAGCCGUACGUCAUGCGCGUUGCCAACGGCGACAGGUCCCCCAUCCUGUCAGGUCCCAGCCACCCCAUCUCCGAGUUCCUCCUCAGCUCCGGUACGUCGGGUGGCGAGCCCAAGCUGAUCCCCACCGUCGAGGAGGAGCUUGACCGCCGCCAGCUUCUAUAUAGCCUCCUCAUGCCAGUCAUGAACAAGUUUGUGCCUGGGCUCCAGAAGGGGACUGGCCUCUACUUCCUCUUCGUCCGUUCGGAGACGAAGACGCCAAGCGGCCUGCCAGCGCGGCCCGUCCUGACAAGCUACUACAAGAGUGAUUACUUCAAGAAACACGCGAGCAACACAUGCACAAGCCCGCUGGCGGCCAUCCUGUGCGCGGACGUGUUCCAGAGCAUGUACGCGCAGAUGGUUUGCGGCCUGUGCCAGCGCCACCAGGUGGUGCGCGUCGGCACCGUGUUUGCCUCGGGCCUCCUCCGUGCCAUCCAGUUCCUCCAGCAGCACUGGGAGCAGCUCGCAGCAAACAUCGAGCACGGCGAGCUCAGCCCCUGCGUGUCGGACCCAUCGGUGCGUGCGGCGGUGGCUGGCAUCCUCCAGCCAGACCCCAAACUUUCCCAGCUCAUCCGCACAGAGUGCUCCAAUGGCGACUGGGCGGGCAUCAUCGUGCGCCUCUGGCCCAACACCAUGUACCUGGACACAAUAGUCACUGGAUCCAUGGCGCAGUACGUCACGAUCCUGAGCUACUACGGCGGCGACCUGCCGAUCGCCUCCACCAAGUACGUGUCCUCGGAGUGCCCCAUGGGCCUCAACCUCCACCCCAUGUGCGACCCGUCCGAGGUGUCCUACACCAUCCUGCCCAACCUGGCCUACUUCGAGUUCCUCCCCACGGACGGCGCCGCCGCCGCAGCGGAGCUCGUCGAGCUCGCCGACGUGGAGACCGGGCGCGAGUACGAGCUGGUGGUCACCACCUACGGCGGCCUCAGCCGCUACCGCGUCGGCGACGUUCUCCGCGUCACGGGAUUCCACAACGCGGCGCCGCAAUUCCGGUUCGUGCGCCGGAGCGCCGCGCUGCUGUCCGUCAACGUGGACAAGACCGACGAGGCCGAGCUGCAGCGCGCGGUGGAGCGCGCGGCCGCGCUGCUCCGCCCGCACGGCGCGGCGGUCCUGGACUACACCAGCCGGGCGUGCACGAAGACCCUCCCGGGGCACUACGUCGUCUACUGGGAACUGAUGGCUACCAACCAGCAAGAGGGAGCCAGCGGCACCCGGAGCGUGGACAGCGACGUGCUAGCCAGGUGCUGCCUGGAGAUGGAGGAGUCCCUGAGCUACGUCUACUGGGUGCUUAGGGUUGUGGAUGGAGCGAUCAGGCCCCUGGAGAUCCGAGUCGUCCGGCCGGGCACCUUCCAAGAGCUCGUCAACUUGGCCGUCUCCCAUGGCGCGUCCGUGGGGCAGUACAAGGUGCCCCGAUGCGUAACGGUCUCGGCCGUCAUCCAGCUUCUUGAUUCGCGCGUUGCCUCCAGCCACUUCAGCCCCGCCUUGCCGCACCGGGCACCAUGGACAGCGCUUUCAAGCGUACAGAAUGCUGCUGAGGCUGCAUAA